AUGUUACAUAACAUAACAAAUAAAUCACGGCACCCACAAUUAAAACAUUUCAAUGAAGAGUAUAAGGCAGCAAUGGCACUUCUCAGACGAUCAACACCUCAGUUUCCAUCACUGAUAACUGACAGGCUCCAUGCACGGAAUAUACAUACAAGUUCAUCAAGUUAUAAUCAAAAUUCUGAUAAGGACAAGGAUAGAAAAGAUAAGAAGAAAAAUGAUGAUGCUACUGUGCCUUCCCUGUUAAUGAAGGCAGCUUUCUGGAUGUUCAUAACAAGUGUCCUCAUUACUAUGAGCACAUUGCUAAUUCCAGGUGACAACACACAGAAUGAGAUGAUUCGCUAUGUGUCAUGGAAUGAAUUUGUUUACAACAUGCUAGCAAAAGGUGAAGUGGAACAACUGAUUGUAAGGCCAGACAUUGAAGUAGUGACCAUCAUUUUAUAUGAAGGUGCUAUCAUUAAGGGUAAAAAGGGUGAUAUCCAUCGUUUUGAAGAGAAGCUUCGGGAGAUAGAAAAGAGCUUAGGAGUUAAAGAAGGAGUGCGUGUCAUUUACGACAGAAACGGGGGAUUGGCGGGAAAAAUUAUCACCACACUGCUCAUAGGCGCCGUGCUGAUCUCGUUGCUGUAUUCCAGCAAGAGUAUGCGGAUGAACAUUAAUCUUGGAGGCUUUAGUCAACUAAGCCGCGCCAAGUUCACUCUGGUGGAUUCAAUGAGCGGUCAGGGCAAAGGAGUCAAGUUCGAGGACGUGGCUGGUCUUAGAGAGGCCAAAAUCGAGGUCAUGGAGUUCGUGGAUUACUUGAAGAGGCCUGAAUAUUACAAGAGGCUAGGUGCUAAGGUACCCAAAGGCGCUUUACUUCUUGGUCCACCAGGCUGCGGCAAAACUCUGCUAGCAAAAGCUGUCGCUACGGAGGCCAACGUCCCCUUUCUUUCCAUGAACGGCUCCGAGUUCAUUGAAAUGAUAGGAGGGUUGGGAGCUGCUAGAGUCAGAGAUCUCUUCAAAGAAGCGGCAUCUAGAGCGCCCUGUAUCGUGUACAUCGACGAAAUGGAUGCUGUAGGUCGUGCAAGAGCCUCGGGGGCUUCUUCGUGGGGUCCUGCGGGUGGGGAGAGUGAACAGACCCUAAAUCAGUUACUGGUUGAGAUGGACGGAAUGCAGAGCAGAGAUGGAGUGGUCGUGCUUGCUUCUACCAACAGAGCCGAUGUACUAGAUAAGGCGUUACUACGACCCGGACGCUUUGACCGACAUAUUCUGAUCGAUCUGCCGACGCUGCAAGAGCGCGAAGAGAUAUUCGAGCGCCAUUGCAAGAGCAUCGUCUUGGAAGAACUACCACCGUACUAUCUUAAGCGACUAGCGUACCUGACGCCCGGGUUCAGUGGCGCUGAUAUCGCCAAUGUUUGCAAUGAGGCUGCACUCCAUGCGGCAAGGUACAAGCAGACGAUAGUGAAAGCGGCCGACUUGGAGUACGCCAUCGAGAAAGUAGUUGGUGGUACAGAGAAGCGCAGUCACGCGAUGUCUCCCGCAGAAAAGAAGAUCGUUGCGUACCACGAGUCAGGUCAUGCGUUGGUCGGUUGGCUUUUGGAGCACACUGACGCCUUGCUCAAAGUGACCAUAGUGCCUAGGACCAACCUUGCUCUGGGCUUUGCGCAGUACACGGGAUCCGAUCAGAAACUGUAUUCGAAGGAGGAAUUGUUCGACCGCAUGUGCAUGGCGCUAGGCGGACGGGCCGCAGAGGCGAUCACUUUCAACUCAGUCACUAGCGGCGCUCAGAACGACCUCGACAAAGUCACCAAGAUCGCGUACGCACAGGUGAAAGUGUACGGCAUGUCGUCAGAAGUGGGCCUUAUAUCAUUUCCGGAUAAGGAGCGCGGCAAAAGUCCGUUCAGCAACAAGCUGAAGAACCUCAUCGAUUUGGAAGCGAGGAAGCUAAUCGCCAACGCUUACUAUAGGACCGAAGAGAUCCUUAGGAAUAAUGAAGACAAGCUGAAGAAACUCGCAGAGGAACUUUACAAACGGGAAACCUUGAACUUCGACGAUGUGAAAGCAAUCCUCGGUCCCCCUCCGUUCCCGAGGAAGAAGUUCAUAGAUCCCGUCGAGUUUGAGAAUAGUCUGAAGAACAUGGAGAAGGCUGCAACACCCGAGGAAAGUAGCACGCUUGGAGGUUCGUCAGCGAAACCGGAGACCCAGCCCGGUAUAGAACAGUUUGUUUAA
This is a messenger RNA of Parnassius apollo (apollo), 2199 nucleotides long. NCBI's taxonomy places the organism in Eukaryota, Metazoa, Arthropoda, Insecta, Lepidoptera, Papilionidae. The record is from the annotation of a GenBank genome assembly.